This is a messenger RNA of Symbiodinium sp. CCMP2592, 474 nucleotides long. Lineage: Eukaryota; Dinophyceae; Suessiales; Symbiodiniaceae. The record is from the annotation of a GenBank genome assembly.
AUGAUGAUGUCCUCCACGGAUCGAGAGAAGGCUCGCUUGCAGGAGGAAGUGGCUAAGCGCAAGGCACAGAAGGAAAAAAAGAAGUUGGAGGCACAGGCCAGGAAGGCGGAGAUUGCUAAGAAGAAGGAAGAGAAGCGCAAAGCAGAGGCAGAAGAAAGACGAAGAAAGCAGGCACCAAAAAACAAGAAGGAAGAGAAGCUAAGGUUGGCCGUGAACAAGGAGCAGCAGGACCACCUGCCGACGUUGCUCCGGCAGGCGCAAGGAGAUGCCAAGCUGCCUACCAACACCCCCACUGCACCGGAGCAGAGGGCCUGCAGAUCCAUGCACACUAUGCAGGCCGCGGAGCCGCAGGCAGCAGCUGCCGCACCCACAAUCCGCGCACGAGGAAGCGUCCGGCUCCUGGUGCAAACAGUGUGGCUGGGCCCCAGCUGGAUGCAGGUCCGCCGCAGUGUGCCCAUGGGGCAUGGCCUCUGA